UUGACUGCAGCGCCGUAGUGAUUAGUUUGUAUCGGAUGUACGCCAUCUAACGGUUGAAUUGUGUUACAAAUUUGAGACAUAUUCGGAUAUCGAUGGUUUAUUUAACUCGUCAAAUUUGAGAGUAACUAUAUAUGGAUGCAACAGCAGAGCAUGACUCUGACUCUGCAGAUGAGGGAUGGACUUUGCGUGUCCCACAGAAAGAUGAGAAGUCAGAUAAAGGGUGGAGGUGUAUGACUUCAUCUUUUUCAUUUUUUUUUUCCUUCAGGUAAGCCACAUUUAAGGAAGUUACCUAGUAAUAAAUCUGCAUGCCACACAAGCAUACCUAGUUCUCUCUCACAUAAACACGCAUAUCAGAUGUAUGCAAUCCUCAGUAAGUUUACUAUCUGAAAACACUUGAUGUGUGAUCUGACAUGAUUCAAGUCCAAUGAAGCAUGGAUUACAGAAAGACGGUGCAUGUUCCUCAGCUUAGCAACGAAAUGCAGCUGAAUGUCAUGAACUGGGUGAAAUCAGGCAAAAUGAGUAUUGAUGAAGUUCUGAUUCGGGCUAACAAUGGCACGUUACACAAGCAGAGGAACUUUGAGCUGGAGGAAAAACAGUCACAGUACAACUUCAGUGUUCGUAAGUUCAACCGCUACAUAUGGCAGAAACGGGUGUUGCAGAUUGAUUUCAGCACAAGCCUUUUGUGCAGCAUUGAGAAAGGCAUUGUGAAACGGCAGCUCUGUUUUUCUGAAGUGAAAAACUGCCAUGAUGCACCGGGUACCAGGUUCUCGAUUUCGUUUAGAGAUCGGUCUGACUAUGAGCUGGAAGCUGCGUCCUUAGAGGACAAGCAGCAGAUCAUGCAGCUGGUAAAUCAGGUCAUCUACAGUAACAUAUACAGCCCUCUUGUGAACGGGAACUCGGUUGAAGUGCAAACUUCACACCUGCCUCCAACUCCUGACAACCUCAAAGAGGGUCACCUAUUACUGCAGAGAGGAGGGCUGGCAUCAUUCAAAUGGAAGAAAUACGAGGCUAAUCUUCAGACUAGUCAGCUGACCUUGUUCCCAGUCAUUCAGCAGUCUUCCAGCAGUGAUGCAGGUGUGUCUGUUUCCUCCAACAAAUCUGUCUGGAGUCUCUCAGAUAUCUACACCAGUGUGGAUGAUAUCAGAUGUACUGGGGGUGAUGGGGCAGCUCUUGUCAUCCAUCUCUCCGACGGUAAUGUCAAGGUGGAAACCCCCUGCAACACAGACACCUUCACGCUGUACAAUGACAAGAAUGACUUUGUGUUCCGAAUACCAAAAAGUGACCACAAAACCCCAGAGGCCAUAACAAAUGAGCGAGAUGCCUGGGUGAAAGCGAUCAAACAGCUAUGUGUGGACUGGAAAAGAAAGUCACAUCUUGAACACUUCUAUGAAGCCCCGGAAAAAGAUCCCACUGAUGUUACAGAGUCAGAAAGUGAGACACAGGACAACCAAAUGCCGCUCGCACCUCCACCAGUUCCACAUUCACUGAGACCACGCUUACCCAAAACAUCGCCGGAUGUUCCUGCAGCUUUUUCAGCAGCACCGGAGCCAGAAACUGCUUCCCUGGAAGAAUCAGAAGCAGAACCAAAGCCAACCCUUACAGCACAGAGCAGAGCUGUGCACAAGCCAGACCGGACACCCUCAGCAGUGCCCGUGACCUCACCAGCGGCCUUGUGCUCAUCACCGGCUCCGUUUGUUUUGCCCCCACCAUUGCCUGUGCCGUCAGCAGUGCCAGGUCCUGUCCCUCCUGCCCCUUUGCCCCCUCCGCUGCCCAUGAAAUCCAAGCCGCUUUCAGAGAGGACAAAAGCUUUUCACUGGGACCUGGUGGCUCAGGAUAAGAUUGAGAAGUCGAUGUGGUCUCGCAGGAACCCCAGGAAGAUUGAAAUUGACACCUCGCGCUUGUAUGAGCUGUUUGGAGUGAAAGAGACGGGCCCCGUCGGCAGAGCAGAGUCCAUCAGUACUAUGGAAAUCAUGUUGAACUCAAAGAUCGCUCACAACUUCAAUAUUUUCCUCAAAAGUUUCCCUGUGCAUCCAAAAGAGCUCAAGGACAAAUUAUUGAUUAUAAAUGAAGAGGAAGGGGGUCUCUCCGACGAGCAUAUUGCUUCUCUCAGGAGAUACAUGCCCACCCCAGAUGACAUUGAGAUGUAUAAAUCACAUAAAGGAGACCCGAAUGAGCUGCACGUGGUGGACCAGUACAUGAUGGAGAUGUGCAACAUCCCGAACCUCAGCGCCCGUCUGGACCUGCUGCUCACGAUGCGAGAGCUGCCCAUCUGUAUGGAGGACCUCACGCCGCUGAUUAUCCAGAAGAUCCGCAUGUGCCAGCAGCUGUGGGCUUGUGAGUCAUUUGUCAGCGUGCUGGAGUACCUUCUGGCCGUGGGCAAUUACCUCAACCAGAACGCAGGCAAGGACAGGGCCAAGGGAUUUCGCCUCUCAUCCUUAACUAAGGUAGGACCCGCAAACGCCAGCAAAUGACCUGUGAGGGAUAUCGAGGAGAGUCAGUGCUAAUAAAACUUCAUAUUGGCACACAGGACAAACAUCUGCUGGUUUUAUUUCUCUCUUUAUUUUUUCACCAGCUUUCAUUUCUCCUCCGGUUGUUUUAUCCAGUCAGCUUUGGUAGCAGCAUUAGGGGAACUAAUAAUACUGAAUGAGAUUUUUCAAAACAAUCUAGGUUUUCAGCAAGUAGCAGUCUCUGUUUGUGGUGAUGUUGUGUCAUAUGCACAGCUUUGCACACAAACAAAAUUUCAAUACUUUCUCUUGAA
This is a messenger RNA of Cyprinus carpio (common carp), 2758 nucleotides long. Its product is annotated as formin-like protein 13. The transcript is spliced from 12 exons. NCBI's taxonomy places the organism in Eukaryota, Metazoa, Chordata, Actinopteri, Cypriniformes, Cyprinidae. The record is from RefSeq and is a predicted model, not a curated record. The coding region runs from base 432 to 2471 and encodes 679 amino acids.